Molecule: messenger RNA, 3447 nt
Organism: Betta splendens (Siamese fighting fish)
Lineage: Eukaryota; Metazoa; Chordata; Actinopteri; Anabantiformes; Osphronemidae
Exons: 5
Coding region: 300-3167 (955 amino acids)
Molecular function (GO): oxidoreductase activity, acting on metal ions
Source: RefSeq, a predicted model, not a curated record
UAGAACGGACCCUCACCCCUACAGAACCUCUGCAGUCUAACAACUGCUGCUGUUUUUUUCCGCCACCAACAUGUGAAAAGUCAGACAGAAGAAGCUUCACAUUCAUUUACAGUCAUAAAACAAACACAGCAGGUUUUGAAUACAGCGCUCUCAGGUUCUACACCUCCUACUUCUAUGUCCCCCACAGCGCACAUCCUGGACCCUGAUCGCUCCAAACUGAGCAGGGCCCCUCACUCUCUUCUGUGGCCAGCAGACGACUGUGGGCUCUGAUCCUGUGAAGGCUACAGCUGCACAAGGCCAUGCCGUCCUCCCUCGUCCGUGCCGGCCUGGUCCUGGUGCUGGUUCUGGUCCUGGUGCCUCCGGCCGCCUGGUCGUUCUCCCAAGGAGCCAACGACGCCUCGUGUCAGGAGAUGGUUCCGGGCCACAUCCGAGCUCAGCGUCAGAACCUGCAGCACAGCCACAUCAGCCUAAGGGCGUCGGCAGCUUCGUACCUGCCUGGACAGUUAAUCACAGUCACCGUCCGAAGCUCCCGGGACUUCAUGGGCUUCUUGGUGCAAGCUCGCAGCGCACACGGCGCCUGGGACGGUUCCAGGGCAGGAGCCGGUGUGAGGUCCAGAGCUGUGGGACUCAGGCCUACGCUGGCGGGUGGGCCCGGUACGCGAGCGGGCCCGGCGCUGGCGGGUGGGCCCGGUACGCGAGCGGGCCCAGCGCUGGCGGGUGGGGCCUGGGUUCUCACCCCCCCAGGAACCCACGCGCUGCGCUGCCUCUCAGACGCCGACACGCUCACACACUCUGACAAACAGCUGAAGAGGAACCUGUCGUUCGUCUGGAGGGCUCCUGACGCGCCCGUGGGGGACAUACGCUUCUACAUCACGGUGGUCCAGUCCUACUUCGUUUACUGGGCCGGCGUUGAGUCUGCUGUAGUACGUGAUGGAAGCCGUAGAAACACCACCGGCUCCAUGGAAGCUUUCAGAGUCCACGGACCUUCAGCUGGUUCUGUUACUGCACAAACCAGCAGCGCAACACAAAAUGAUGCAAACACCUCCUCAGCUCCGGCUCCGCUUGGAACCCAAACCCCCACGAACACGCUGCCCAGUAACGGAUCCUCCCCCAGCGUUACCAGGGACAACGGGGCUGGAGGUGAGGCAGCCGAACACACAGGAAGUACUGUGACUCAGAGCCAGGACCCAAACAAUUCUGUGACGCCAUCCAACACAGCGCCGUCGUCUUCAGCGGACGCUGCGCAGAUGGAACCUAUGGGCCUCCUUCUGCCAAACGUCAGCACGCAGGCCUCAACCACGCCUCAUUCCUCUGGUGAGAAGCCAAACCUUCACUUUAAGGACCAAACCGCCUUUGCAGUUGUACCUUCAACCAUUCAGCACGUUCCCAGUACAAGACCUCAAAGAGACACAACCCCCGAUGCAGGAGACCAGACCCGUUCCCACAGUGGUUCCCAGUCCUGGAGAAGUGGAACUAGGCCCCAAACCAGUACAACACAGCAGCUUCUGGACCCGACUCCUCAGCUCCACCCUUCGCUCCAGCCUCACACACCUUCACCCAGGCCCGUUCCCACAACUAGUGCAAGUGAUGCUCUUCCUGCCUCCCAGACACCCACCCUGUUCUCCCAGCCUCAAACCCCUUCACAAAGGGCUGAACCCCGUCUUACCCCGCAUCGUCUUGCUCGAAAGCGCCUAGUCAACCAACCCUCGUCCCACUUCCACUUACUGAGUGAUUCAGCGCGACCUCAGCCUGAGGCCAGGCACUUUGGACUCCAGAGUGGGCCAAGAGAAACCAGCGCUGCGUCUCUGAGCUCUCUGCCUUUUAGCAGCGCUCACGAGGCGCUGCCUGUUACUACAGACUCUCCCGCCCAGUCUGAAGUCCCACCGGAGGCCUUGAGCGUCUUCUACCAACCACGGCCUCGACCCAACUCCCAAACUGAGUCAAAACCAGUAGACACCUCCACAUGGACGCCGUCUCUAGUUUCAGUAAAGCUCAGAUCUGGGCCAGUGCUCUUUACACCAGGACACGUAAAUAAGGGAGGACAGGUUAACGAUUUUCAACACCUAGAAAAGAUCAGAGGCACAAACCCAAUGUCUGCAACAACCAACCUGCCUUAUCCUGCAGAGUCCACUCAAACGCCAGCCCUUCGUUCCUCGUCCUCAGCUCCCACUUUUCCAGGCGCAUCUCUUGGUCAUGGAAGCUCCAACAGCCCUUUUCUACGUUCAGCUCUGGGGUCUAUACGUCCAUCGCUAGGGAACCAACCACAAACAGCUGCAGCCAUUUUGGCUCUUCCUUCUCCUUUACCGAUUUCCAUCCCUCCUCAUUUCCCCUCUGCUAAAUCUUCCUCCUCUUCUCCUCCAUCAUCAGUCUCUGUUACUGUUCCUUUCUCAAACUCCUCAGAGCAUCUUCUAGCAUCAUCUCAGACGGCCUUGUUUUCAGUUUCUUCCCCAUCUUCCUUUACUUCCUCCCAACAUGUCAAAGGUUCAACCUUGUCUCCUUCCACUGUCUCAGCAGUCGUCACCUCCUCUUCCAAUGCCUCCCUCAAUUCUCCGGUUUCAUCCUCCACUUUCCCCCCUUCUCCUUCCUCUUCCAUGUCUUUCCAUUCGACCACCCCUCACCCUGGACCCUCACCAGCUCCCCGUCGUUCUCUGUACAACCCUGUGUCCUCUGUAUCACAGUUGCCUUUACAAAGAGUCACCGUUGGCCAGAAGCUGCUAAUCCACAACCACAUGUUGUCAUCUAAACCUGGACUCAACCUAAACCCACCAACACAAAGAAACCCCCGACCGCAUCCAAACCCAUUGGAUCUGAAACCAAACACUUCAGGUAAACCCAAAAAUCCCUCCAUUCCCUCAAAGACCCCAGACAAAGAGGGCAAGUAUCCGGACAUUGUCCCCAGACACAGUGCCUGGGAGCUGGGCAUGCUGCUGGGCUGCUCCGCGGGGCUGGGGAUGGUGUUGGUGGUUGGGCUCCGGUACAUGUACCGCCAGGCCUGCGGCAAGAAAACACAGAUGACGCUGAACGACCGGGAGAGAGAGUACGGAAGAGGAGAGCGAGGGCUGGUACAUGUGCAGGAGUGCGGAGACCUGGUCCGAGUCCGGAGGAUCAGAGAGAACAGCUUUGUGCUUCUGGCAGAGUACGACAUACUGACGUCACCUGGAGACUGAGGUCCAGGACACAGGCCGAGCUCUAGAUGCUAACACAUUAGCAUGCUAAAUGACGAACAUGAAUUCAACGCUUGCAUUUUCUGCUCUAUAACAACAGGAUGCUCAGAAUUUGUAUGAAUGCAGGUUCUGCUGAGACGCUCAGUAGUGAACAGAGCCCCAAACUGACCCACUGACGUGUAUUUGUAUGUCUAUGUAUGUGCUAACCAGUAGCAUUAGCAAAUAACUGCUUCCUUUGAAAUCGUAUUCAUCAACGUCAAAAUAAAAUCUAUUUUUACUAUUA